AUGAAAUUCUUCGCUUCAGCAAUAUAUCUCCUAUCAACCCUUUCAAUGUUCGCCAACGCAAGAGUUGGAUCGGUCACUAUUGCUCCAGCACAAGUCAUCCCAGGUGAAAAUAUCACAGUAACAGUUUACUCUGCAUCUUAUAUUCAGAAUUGGGACGAUUUCGGUAUGAUCUGGGGAAUGAAAAAUGAUCAAUUAGAUAACUGUCAAUCGUGUCUAGGUCAAGAAUUGGGUUAUGUCAAUUUAUACGGUAACGCAACACAUGGAAAUACAACUUAUUCAGUACAGAUUCCAAAAGGUACCAAUACAGGUACUUAUACUUUCGUAGCAGCUGUCCCCAAUCUCGUAGGAGCAUCAGGCGAAACCAGCAUAAAUUAUUUCAACCAGACUAUGAACGUCAUUUCGAAUGCUAAAGUGAGAAGAACCUAG
Kwoniella shivajii is the source of this 426-nucleotide messenger RNA. RefSeq lists its product as uncharacterized. Bases 1 to 426 code for a protein of 141 amino acids. Lineage: Eukaryota; Fungi; Basidiomycota; Tremellomycetes; Tremellales; Cryptococcaceae. The record is from RefSeq and is a predicted model, not a curated record. The transcript is spliced from 3 exons.